AUGAUGAUAUCAGGAGAAAGUGGAUCAACAAACAUACUUUUAAUUUAUUUAGCAGCAGAAUCAAAAAUAGCUUAUUUAGAAUAAUUUAUCAUGAGCAGACUAUUUAAUAAUAAAUAUUUGCUUCUAAUCCUGUUCUCGAAGCAUUUGAUAAAGCUAAUCUGCAAGAAUGACCACUCUAGUAGAUUUGGACAAUUUAUUCACUUUUAUUUCAAUCCAGAUACUAAAAGAGCCACUGCACCUAAAAUUUAGAUAAUUUAAAUUAUAGUCCUUAUGAGAAGAAAUAAAUUUAUUAAACUAUUGCUGGACUGUUACAUUUUGUAAUUGUGUGAUAAUUGAUUAAGAUUCUUGCAAAUAUGCAUUGAUACUUGAUGACUUACUUAAAUUGGCAUCCUCACUAUUAGGGAAUCCAACUUAAGGAUCAAAAAUUCUUAUAUGCAAAGGAGUUACUUCUUUGAGAAAGGAGGUAGUGAUUAAAAAUAAUAAUUUAGAAAAUGCUUAAAGUUCUAAAUAGUUUUUAAAUAUAAUACACAUAACUUGGUUUUUAAAUAGGAAAGUUUAUAUUAUUCAUAAAGCAACGUUUUUGAUAGUUCUUAAUAUCAGACUUUUUUAGAUUGAAAAUUUAAAAAUAAUUUAGAAUUUAUAUUAAUAUUAGCUAACAGCACAAUUAAAUGAAAUUAAAAGAAUUACAUAAUAAAAUAAAGAGCAAUUAAAAAUUUUUAUUUACAAAAGCAAUAGAAAAAGCAAUUAAAAAGAGAAGAAAAGUAAAUACACUUAUAUCUUCAUCAAGUUCUAAAAUAGAAAAGGCUAUUAGAAGAGGUGGAAAUUAUUGAUUAAUAAAAGAUAAUUGAUUUGAA
This is a messenger RNA of Paramecium octaurelia, 854 nucleotides long. The record is from the annotation of a GenBank genome assembly. Lineage: Eukaryota; Ciliophora; Oligohymenophorea; Peniculida; Parameciidae.